AUGGCAUCCAAGGGCAUGUGGGAGGUCGAUCCCGAGACUCGGUCCAAGCUGGCCACCCUCCAGAAGGAAUCAAAGAAUAAUGUCUGCUGCGAUUGCAAUGCGCCCUCUCCCCAGUGGGCGUCUCCCAAGUUUGGCAUCUUCAUCUGCCUCUCGUGCGCUGGUGUGCAUCGAGGCCUUGGAGUCCACAUUUCUUUCGUCAGGAGUAUUUCAAUGGACGCCUUCAAGUCGAGCGAAAUCGAACGAAUGCGACUGGGCGGCAACGAGGGAUGGAGGAACUUCUUCGAAGAGCAUGAGCAAACUAAGAUGAUGGGCAUCACAUGGGAAGACUCGACUAUUGCAGAGCGAUACAGUGGUGAAGUCGGUGAGGAGUGGAAGGAGAGACUGAGCUGCAAGGUCGAGGGCCGCGAAUACGUCCCUGGUGCGAAGAAGCCUGUGUCUGCGCCCACGAAACCCGCGUCACGAACAGGAACUCCCAUGAGUGGUAGCUCGCGCCGCAAUGAGAGUCCUGCAGCGGGGUCAGGAGGCGGAGGCGGAGGCGGAGGCAAGGUCAAGGUGGACGACCAGUAUUUCUCAAGACUUGGAGCCGAUAACGCUGCACGACCGGAUCAUCUGCCACCCAGCCAGGGAGGAAAAUAUGCUGGAUUUGGAAGUACUCCUGCGCCCAAUUCUUCGGACAACGACCUCAACUUUGGUGAUAUACAGAAGGACGCUGUCGCGACUCUGACUAGGGGAUUCGGCUGGUUCACGUCAACAGUCUCAAAGACCGCCAAGACUGUUAAUGAUGGCUACAUUCAGCCCACUGCUAAGCAGUUUGCUGAAGGCGACUUUGCUAAGCAAGCUCAACUGACCGCUUCCGCUUUCGCAAAGCAGGCCCAAGCAGCGGGCAAGAAUGCACAGGAGGGUUUCACCAGAUUUGUGGAAGGUCCUGAGAACCAGAAAGGUCGAGAAGCCCCCCUAGAUGAGAGCAAGAAGAGCUUUUGGGAUGAGUUCUCAAACCUGGCUGAUCAAAGACAACCCGCCAACAACUCAAUCGGCACAAGUGCUAUGGGAAUGGGCAAGAAGAGCACGGCGGCUCCUCCACCAAAGAAGCAGGAUGAUGCAUGGGACGAUUGGUGA
Fusarium oxysporum Fo47 is the source of this 1116-nucleotide messenger RNA. RefSeq names its product ADP-ribosylation factor GTPase-activating protein. The transcript is spliced from 3 exons. Gene Ontology annotation, molecular function: GTPase activator activity. Gene Ontology annotation, cellular component: Golgi membrane. Gene Ontology annotation, biological process: regulation of ARF protein signal transduction; regulation of endocytosis. NCBI's taxonomy places the organism in Eukaryota, Fungi, Ascomycota, Sordariomycetes, Hypocreales, Nectriaceae. The record is from RefSeq and is a predicted model, not a curated record. The coding region runs from base 1 to 1116 and encodes 371 amino acids.